Molecule: messenger RNA, 1236 nt
Organism: Ctenocephalides felis (cat flea)
Lineage: Eukaryota; Metazoa; Arthropoda; Insecta; Siphonaptera; Pulicidae
Product: DDB1- and CUL4-associated factor 11-like
Exons: 1
Coding region: 1-1236 (411 amino acids)
Biological process (GO): proteasome-mediated ubiquitin-dependent protein catabolic process
Cellular component (GO): Cul4-RING E3 ubiquitin ligase complex
Molecular function (GO): protein binding
Source: RefSeq, a predicted model, not a curated record
AUGUCCGAAAAUAAGGCGAGUCGCCCAUCUGAUUUUAACACUAAAUCUCAUAGAAAAUCGUAUAUAACUUUUCCUAGUAUCAUUAGAAAACGCCAAUAUAAUGCGGCUAUAGGUAGUAAUCAACGAUGGGCCAUUAACGACGGGUUUUUGCCAAAUCAUGUAAACGUAGUAGAUAGAGGUGAAAAGAUAUUUUCCUGUGGCUUGUACUCAGAAGAUGGUACUAAGUUCAUGUCUUUACAACAGGAAAAUGUUAUAAAAAUUUACGAUGCCACAACUCCAGCAUUAAAAUGCACCCAUGAAUUCAAAUGCAAAAAUGAAGGCUGGAUACUAGAUGCCGUGUUUAGUCCCUGUGGUAAUUACGUGCUUUACUGCAAAUGUCCAGGAAAAAGAGUAUAUUUGUACAAUAUUGAAGAUCAAGUUCAUAAAAAUGUAUCAAGUGCUUUAUAUACUAAAGACGAUUUAUACUGCGGAAUAUUUCCUAUCAAAUUUAGUGGGGAUUGUAAAAUGUAUUUAUCCGCCAUUACCGAUUGUUACAUCUGUAUACAUGAUUUGGAAAUCGAUAAACAACUACUUUUUAAGGAACAUACUGGGACUGUCUACUCAAUGGCAUUUCUUGAAAAGUCUUCUAAAAUAUUCGUAAGCGGUGGUGCUGACACAAUUUGCAGAAUUUGGGAUAUAAGAUGUUUAAAUGAGAAUCGAGCAUCGCCGGUUGGUUUUUUAUACGGUCAUAGAUAUGAUAUUCUACACAUUGAUUCAAAAAACGAUGGAAAACACUUUUUGACAAAUUCUCAUGACCAAUGUGCCAAAUUGUGGGACAUCCGAAUGUGUCGAGAACAAAAAAUUGUCGACUAUUUUCCAAGGCGCUACAAUGCAGAUGCUUAUGAUGACCCUAUUAUACCAGAGGAUAGAUCUGUUAUGACAUAUGUAGGUCACAUACUACAACGGACUCUUAUGCGGUGUCGAUUUUCGCCACAAUUCAAUACUGGCCAAAGAUAUACUUAUGCUGGUAGCGCUGAUGGUAAGGUGAUAAUAUAUAACACUAAUUCUGGAAAAAUCGUUAAAGAACUCGAUCAUAAAAAUAUGGAUUGUAUAAGAGACGUACAUUGGCACCCGCAUCGAAUAGAAAUUGCAAGUUCUUCUAGGGAUGGUCAAUUGGGAAUUUGGACAUACGAAUCAAAGGGCGAAGGAGGACCAAGAGCAAAGAAAAUGCGAUUAGAAACCGAUUGUAGCAAUUAG